AUGUCAAAUGAGGCUAAACCUAUGGCCGACUUGAAACAUGUCGAAGGCUUCGAGCAUAAUCGGCUGGUCGAAGCCCGGCAAAUGAGCCCAGAGGAGCUCCUGGAUGCGGAAAAGUCAUUGAAAAGAAAGCUUGACAUACGUCUCCUUUUUUGUGUUUGGGUGAUCUUUGUGCUGAAUUAUCUCGAUCGGAACAAUAUCUCAGCAGCAAAAGUUGCGGGUAUUUCACACUCGCUCCACAUGACUAGUACCCAGUAUGCUACAGCUGUGGCAAUUCUAUUUGCUGGGUAUGUCUUGAUGCAAAUCCCGUCAAAUAUUUUCCUUACCCAAAUUCGACCAUCGAUCUAUAUUCCAUGUGUUAUGGCUAUCUGGGGUCUACUGUCUGCUCUUGUUGGAGUCGUUCAUAAUUAUUCUGGGUUAUACGCUCUCCGCUUCCUAUUGGGAUUUGUUGAAGCGGCAUUUUAUCCUGGUGCACUGUUUCUCAUCUCUUCAUGGUAUAAACGAAAGGAAAUGGGCGUGCGUAGCGCAAUUCUAUUCUCCGGAUCCCAGCUUGGGAGUGCUUUCUCGGGCUUGAUUGCUGCUGGUAUCCAGGACGGAAUGGACGGUGUUAGAGGCCUCGAAUCAUGGCGAUGGAUCUUCAUAAUAGAGGGAUCCAUUACAGUUUUCAUUGCACUUUGUGCCGUAUUCAUCCUCCCUGACUGGCCUAGCAACACCCGCUGGCUGACCCCCAAAGAGAGAGCGGUUGCCGAAUGGCGUCUUAUUUCAGAUGCUGGGCAGAUCGAUGAAGACGAUGGAAACUGGAGCUACGGAUUCAAGAGAACCUUCGCUGAUUGGAGGAUUUACAUAUUUGCCUUGACUUUCCUGUUCAUUCAGGUUGCCAGUGCAACAUCUAAUUUCUUCCCUGCCGUGGUCCAGACGCUCGGGUUUGGUCGAGUCAAUACGCUUCUCUUGACAGUUCCGCCUUAUAUUGUUUCCCUGGUAGUGACGAUUCUCAACAACUUGUCAGCCGACAGACUUGAGAACUCUUCUUUCCACGUUAUGUGGCCGUUAGUAACUGCAAUUGUUGGGUUUGUCAUCGCUGCUGCGUCGAUCAACACCGGUGCUCGUUACUUCGCAAUGAUCCUCAUGGUAGCUGGUGGCCAUGGGGCUAACGCAGUUCUCGUUGCCUGGACACAAAAAACCAUGCUUCGCCCCCGUAUCAAGCGGGCAGCAUCGGUUGCUUUCGUUAACUCUCUUGGUAAUUGCGCACAAAUAUUUUCGUCCUAUCUUUAUCCCGACAGCAGCGCUCCUCGUUACGUGCUGGCCAUGUCGGUUAAUUCGGCAUUCUGUUUAGGCGCAAUUGCUCUCACUUCCUUCAUGCGCUUGGUACUCCUUCGAGCUAAUAAGCGACUGAAGAAUGGAGAGACUACGGUCGCACAGGAAAUGAAGGGUGAGAGUCAGGCUGAGGUCCCUGGUCUCGAGGAAAGUGAACGUACUACACGCCGUGAAAAUUUCAGAUUCAUUGCGUAG
This is a messenger RNA of Penicillium manginii, 1506 nucleotides long. RefSeq names its product MFS transporter. Lineage: Eukaryota; Fungi; Ascomycota; Eurotiomycetes; Eurotiales; Aspergillaceae. The coding region runs from base 1 to 1506 and encodes 501 amino acids. Gene Ontology annotation, cellular component: membrane. The record is from RefSeq and is a predicted model, not a curated record. Gene Ontology annotation, molecular function: transmembrane transporter activity. Gene Ontology annotation, biological process: transmembrane transport. The transcript is spliced from 4 exons.